This is a messenger RNA of Frieseomelitta varia, 1737 nucleotides long. RefSeq names its product prostatic acid phosphatase-like. The transcript is spliced from 7 exons. Gene Ontology annotation, biological process: dephosphorylation. Bases 295 to 1587 code for a protein of 430 amino acids. Gene Ontology annotation, molecular function: phosphatase activity. The record is from RefSeq and is a predicted model, not a curated record. Lineage: Eukaryota; Metazoa; Arthropoda; Insecta; Hymenoptera; Apidae.
CAAUCUAUCAUAUGAGUACCACUGUAUAAAUAACCUUAUUCUUAUUUCAAUAGGAUAUAAAGAAGAAAUAAGUGGAAACUAAUAUUGGCAACAACGAAAUAUUAAAUUUUGUAACAUAAGACUCUUUUCAAAUUGCUUGAUAUGUAUUUUAUAUAUGUUUUAUAUAAAUGAUACUGAAAGUGAUAACAGUGAUAACAAAUAUUGGAAUACUCAGAGUAUUCUACAGGUUGCAGUAAUCAAUAGAUUGUUAUCCUAUUCAAUUUCUAUAUAAAGCUUUUCAUUAGUAAUUCAAAAAUGUCAAUCAUACAUUAUACUGAAAAUAUGAAAAGAAAUUUACUUGUCUUAAUAAUUGUGGCUUUCUUUAUUAUGGAUUUGUUACAUGCUCAAGAUACAGAUUUUGGAACUAUCGUUUUUGCAAAUGUUUUAUAUAGACAUGGAGAUAGAACACCUAUAAGAACAUAUCCAAAUGAUCCUUAUAAUAACGAAAGUAUAUGGCCAGUUCCAUAUGGCCAAUUAACAAAUAUUGGAAAAAAUCAACACCUACUACUUGGUCGUUGGAUACGCAAACGCUAUUCACAUCUACUAAAUGAUUUAUAUUCCCCAUAUGAUAUUUACAUUCAAAGUACAGAUGUAGACCGUACUUUAAUGUCAGCAGAAUCACAACUUGCAGGAUUAUAUCCUCCAGUUAGUAAACAAAUAUGGAGUAAUAUUAAAUGGAUGCCUAUUCCAGUGCAUACUAUUCCUGAAGAUAAGGAUAAUAUUUUGGCUGCUAAAAAAUAUUGUCCUAGAUAUGAUUAUGAACUAGAAAAAGUUCUUAAUUCUCCAGAAAUUCAAAAAAUAAAUAAAGAAAAUGAAAAAUUGUAUGCAUAUCUUACAGAAAAAACAGGAAAUAAAAUUUCAUCUCUAAGAUCUGUUGAACAACUUUAUGAUAUAUUAUUUAUUGAGGAUCUUUAUAAUAAAACAUUGCCAGAAUGGACAAAGUCAAUAUAUCCAGAUAAACUUAAACUCAUUGCUAUAAAAAGUUUUACAACUAGUGCCUACAAUAAAAUACUUCAAAGAUUAAAAUCUGGAUCCUUACUUGGAGAAAUGAUAGACCAUAUGGAAAAAAAAUCGAAAAAUGCUUUAGUACCUGAUAGGAAGGUAUGGAUGUAUAGCGCUCAUGAUGAAACUAUAGCCAACAUGUUAAUGACAUUAAAUGUUUUUGAACCACAUUGUCCUCCAUAUACUGCUACAAUUUUGAUAGAAUUAAGAGUAAAUUUAAAAGAUCAGUAUUUUGUAACAAUAUCAUAUAAAAAUAUUAGCCUGGAGGCACAAUUCCUAAAACUUCCUGGUUGUACUACAAUGUGUCCCUUAAAUCAAUUCAUUAGAUUAACGAAAGAUGUUAUACCUAUAAAUUGGGAAAAAGAAUGUGCUAUUGAAUGGGAACAACUUAAACAUAAUAUGAGUACAACAGCGAUUAUUGCAAUAAUGACAUCUUCUAUAUUGAUAUUAGUUUUAUUAAUUUUAUCUAUAAUUGGCUUUAUUUAUUGGCAUUAUAAGCGAGAACAUAAUCAGUAUUACUUUCGAUUAACGACGGAUCCUAUAUAAUUAUUAAUAUUGGAUAUAAUAUAUGAAAAUAUGAUGCAUUGCUUUCAUUACGAUACUCAACGACUUCAUAAUCAAGUAAUAUGCAAAACUAAGAUAAAUUGAUAUUUGAAAAAUCAAAUGUAAAAACAUACAUUAAGGAAUUAUCGAUUA